Messenger RNA from Tarenaya hassleriana, 1500 nucleotides. Its product is annotated as thaumatin-like protein 1b. Gene Ontology annotation, cellular component: extracellular region. Lineage: Eukaryota; Viridiplantae; Streptophyta; Magnoliopsida; Brassicales; Cleomaceae. The record is from RefSeq and is a predicted model, not a curated record. Gene Ontology annotation, biological process: defense response. The transcript is spliced from 2 exons. Bases 485 to 1495 code for a protein of 336 amino acids.
GAAGAAGGAGUUUGUUUCAUGAAGAACACGUAGAAGAACUUCUCUGAUGAUCUUUAUUCACAAGGUGUUCUUUACAUAAUAUAGACUUUCUCAAGUCUAUAAGAAAGGAAAAUACGUUGGUUGAUAUAUUGCUAUGUACACUGAAAGGAAGUUUGCCAUUUACGAGGAUUCAAUCAAGGCUUCUGAGUAAAUCUGGAAGAUUUCAUUCUGAUUCAUCAAACCCUCCAUUUGAUCUUGAGGUUUUGCUUAGUUGCUUACUGGAGAAGAAAUCAUUUGACUUCAUCUCUAGUUGAUUGAUUGUCUUGAACGUGUGCUUCGGUUCGGUUAUCCUCAACACCACAUGCCUACCAGUAGUUCUCCUAUAUAUACUCUCUAAUCAUCCUCCUAAUUCCUCGCCGGAGCAUACAGAUCCGCCGGAGAAUCUCGCCGGCGGCUAAACCAUAGAGAUCCAGUAUUGGAAAGAACACGCCGGCUCUCUGCUCCAAUGGGUCUAUCUCAAGUUUCUCUCUUUCUUAUCCUCGAGGUGGUUCUUCUCUUUGUCAAUGGCGGUUCUGGAACCACCUUCUCCAUUAUCAACCAGUGUGGCUACACCGUUUGGCCGGGGCUUCUCUCCGGCGCCGGAACCUCCCCUCUACCGACCACCGGCUUCGUCCUUAACCCAUCGGAGACACGUGUCAUCCCCAUCCCCGCCGCUUGGUCCGGCCGCAUCUGGGGCCGUACACUCUGCUCUCAGGACGAAUCGACCGGGAAAUUCUCUUGCAUCACCGGCAACUGCGGCUCCUCCGCCUUGGAAUGCUCCGGAACCGGCGCCGAACCACCGGCGACCCUCGCCGAGUUCACCCUCAACGGCGCCGGAGGGCUCGACUUCUACGACGUCAGCCUCGUCGACGGCUACAACAUCCCCAUGACCAUCGUCCCGCAGGCCGGAGUCCCCAGCGCCGGAAACUGUACGGCAACGGGGUGCAUCACCGACCUCAACGGUCCAUGCCCCGCGGUGCUGAAGGUGUCGUCGCGGUCACCGGAGCAGGCGGUGGCGUGCAAGAGCGCGUGCGAGGCGUUCGGGGAGCCGCAGUACUGUUGCAGCGGAGCGUACGGAACACCGGACACGUGUAAGCCGAGCGAGUACUCGGAGUUCUUCAAGAGCGCGUGUCCUAGGGCUUAUAGCUAUGCUUACGACGACGGGACAAGCACCUUCACUUGCUCCGGUGCUGAUUACGUCAUCCCCUUCUGUCCUUCUCCGACCACGAGCAUGAAGAGUCUGCAACCGGAGGCGGUCAUCGUCUCCACCGCUUCGCCGAGAUUCUCCGCCGCGUUUUCCUUCGGCGUUUUGGCCGCAGCUGUUUGGACCGUUGGCCGCGUUUGCUUAUAUAUUCUUUUCAUUGGGAAAUCAGACCAGUUUUUUUUCUUCUUUUUGCACUAUCAGUAUAGAAGAAGAUUAGAGAAAAAAUCAUUCAGAAGAAAGAUUUGUUUUGUUCAAGAGAUUAAAUAUCAGUGAUGCUU